Molecule: messenger RNA, 6482 nt
Organism: Macrobrachium nipponense
Lineage: Eukaryota; Metazoa; Arthropoda; Malacostraca; Decapoda; Palaemonidae
Exons: 4
Coding region: 1006-2397 (463 amino acids)
Source: RefSeq, a predicted model, not a curated record
UUAUACAACUCUUGAAAGGCUGUAAACUGCCGACGCCCUUUUUCAGCAAGAAACAAACUGUCAAGUUUUUCUAUGAUAGUUUUCACACCAUUUUCUUUUUUUAGAUCGCUUGUCUCCAGUUCCGAGGUUGCCACUCUGGCGCGCCCUUCCAAGGACAGGUGUAUAGCUAGUGCUUGUUUGCUCUUCGGCAGUUCGGUCAGUUCACACCAUAUGUCUAUGUCCUUCUUCCAGCUUUCAUAUGCGCUUUCAUCACUGAACUUAGGUGGCCACUUGCUUGAUGCCAUUAUGAUCUCUCCAACCACGCUCUGCUACCAGUGUUAAACGCAAAAAAACUAUCCAACUGAAUGUUACUAACUCGCUGUUCCUAGAAGACUGCCGCAGGUCCAAUCAUUCACUUCCUACAUUCUUUGUGAUGACGUCAUGGCAUGUCACGUGACGUAUCACGUGAUACAUGCGCACAGACUGUAUAACGAAUAUACAUAUACAAAAUUAAUCUUUUAUUUAGCUGCAUAUCUUACGUUAUAUGCAGAAACACUAACAUAUAUAUUUAAAAUACCCACCCACCUCCCCUCAGGAGACAGUGGAGAUAGAAAAUCUGAUAGAAAAUGGGAAUGGUUCCUGAUACCCGCCUCCCAGCGGCGGGAAUGGGUACUAACCACCUAACUCCCACUACGUGUGUCGUAAGUUUUUAGAAAUUCUGUCGAACUUCAGAGAAUACAGCUAUAUAUAUAUCUGCCAGGUAAGUAUGAACAAACUUUAUUGUAUCUUAACAAUAUCAUUUUACUUUCAAAAAUUGUGAUUUUUCUCCUCAUUAAUUUUGCAUUACCAGGACAUCAUUCCUUUUUAAAUUGCAGCUUGUGGUGUUAGCCUUGUACCAGAAGUCAGUCAGGAGGGACUGCUGCAACCUUAUUCAACUUAUGCUGAUGUGACCUUGUUUCAUUUUCACAUACCAACUGAGGUUACACGUGUCACAUGGGAAUUUGCAGCUUUUAUGGAUGACCCAGGAUGUCCUGUGCGAGAUGUUCAUAUGUAAUCACAAAGUCUGCUUACUUGCCUCAUGAUGCAACAAUCUUGCCUGUAUAUAAUCCUUUGCCCGGGAGCUGGUUUGCUGCUGCAUACAUUCCAAAUUGGAAUGAACAGAUGCAACAGGAGAUGGUCCGUUGCCAGGCAGAGGGGUGUCCCGCCUCCCUAGGCAAGCCGUAUGUCCAUGUAGUUUGCCGCUCCCACGCAAACUGCGCCGUACAACUGGAGAGCUACAUGUUCUGGCCCCCCGACGCGUGUACUAUGUGUUACGAGAUGGUGUCCUCUCUAGUUGAUGAGCAUGCCGAUCCAGCGGUCCGCCACGAAGCGAGGACCAACCUGAGGAAGUGGGUGGCCGGCUUUGGCAAGAACGCCCUUGAAGGACAGCCUUAUGUACUCGACGCGGGACUUUGUGCUCUCCUUUUUCAGGGGGCCACAGCCACCACAGCAGUGCCAGCGAAGGUAGCUGAACCGCUCAUUGAAGCUAUCCGUUUGGCAACCAUGCCGGCCACCGAUGACCAGGACCUGAUGGACAACGUGGCAGCCAUCAACAUAAACAUAGAGCCCAUACUCACGGAGGAGCAGGUAGGUGGGGAGGUAAGCGAUGCGAGUCUGCUACUUAGCCCUACCCCUUCUUCUUCCUCCUCCUUCCUGGGCUUCUCUAAGCCCACCACUCUUGCUGCGGGAGCACUUUCUGUCGCUCCCAAAGUAAAAACCUUCAAAACUAAGACCUUAAAGAAAGGCACAAAGCCAGCUCCGCCAGCGGCGACGGUGUGGUCCUCGGCUCCACAGCCGUCAACCUCCACUCAAUCGCCUGCUGCCCUAAACCCUUCCCCAGAUGCGGGAAUAGGUUUACAGUCCACCGUCCCUAGGGCGGCGGAGUCUGGUGACGAUCUGGAAGCCUUCACUAACCUUCUGUUAUCGAGGGUUAGUGGAGUCAUAGACCAAAGGCUUGAGGCAAUGCGUCUCGCCUCGGUCCCGGAAGCCUCCGGUCAGGCGUUUACGUCUCUGACCGAGAGGAUAAAGCCUUUGGAGGAUAUGCUCUCCGGCCUCCUUCACUCCGGGACUUCGGCACUAUCUAUGAUGGUACCGGACGCCUCCAAGCUUCCUCCUUUUGAUAAGGAGAAUCCUUGGAGGCUAGCUCUCCAUGCCCCAUUCUUGGAGGGUAAACUUACCAUCGAAGGAUGUGGUACCCGGCCUAUUGAGGAUUUCGAGAUGUUUCCUCCAGGUCUCCAAUUCCCAUUCCCUGGGUAUGUGAGACUGGCCCAACAUGCUCUGGUUCGGGUUGAUAAAAUCCCCAAGGAGACUGUUAUCUUCCCGAGAGAGCAGUCUCAGAAUAUUUGGGUCCACAUAAAGGCUCCUUCACUAUGUUUGUGACCCCGGACGGAGUUCCAUCACCAUGCACAUCUACGGUGGCGGAACUAACUCUUCAAGCUGCGGCAGAGGACAAGCCGCUGCCGGUAUUGAGAGAGACGGAGGCUACCUCCCUUCUCUUUCCAACUGGACCGGACUUUUGGAAGGACGCUCCGGCGACGUUUACCACAGGUAAACUCGACCCGGAAUGCGCUUCCGACCUCUUUUCCGAGAGAUUGCCUAGGAUACCAGAUCACCUAGUGAAAACGGAGUUCGAGGCAAAGACAAGACUGGCAAGGUCUAUCAACUCCGUCACUGCGGCGGAGUUGGUAGCUUCCACCUACAAUGAGGAGCAAGUGUUUAGGGUUCUGACUAAGGUGCUUUUACAAAUGUUCCAGUCAGACCUCUACGAUUUCGCUGUGGCCAGACGCGCUUGUAGGAAGCACUUCUUAGCGGGUGCCUCCAUAAAACAUGAGCCCAAUAGGCUCAUUAGGUCUUCAAUCUGGGGAGAAAACCUUUUCCCCAAGGAGGAAGUUACCAACAUCCUCCAGGAGGCAUCCAAGGUAAACCAGAGUCUUUGGGUUCGAUGGGGUCUCCCCUUCAAACAUCAGUUCGAAGGGUCCGGACACCAAUCGAAAUCCAAGAAGAAGGCAAGAAGAUAUAACCCUUACCAGGGCUCUAGGCCACAAGCGUUAGUUCAAGCAGUGCCAGUUUCCCAGGUCGGUAAACCUUCCACCUCGAAAGCACAACCCCAACAGCAGUUUGUGUUAGUGCCAGCUCCUUCAGCCCCACAGCCGUCUACCUCUUCGGCUAUAGUGACUUCUCCGGUCUUUAAUCCUACCUAUGAAGCGAGAGAACUCUUUCACUCCUAUAGUAGGCAUGCCAGAAGUAGUCGAGCCAGAGGUGGCCCACGAAUACGUGGCGGAGCAAGAGGAAGAGGCUUCCGUGGAGGCAGAGGCUCCAGACCUGCACCCAACCAGUGAGGGUCCGCAGGUAGGAGGGAGGCUGUAUUUUUUCCGGGACCAUUGGACCUUCAGUCCAUGGGCCCACAGCAUAAUCUCGAAAGGCUUAGGGUGGAGUUGGGAGAAAGGGCCUCCUCCACCAGUCACCUUUUAUCAAAAGCCUAUGGUGGACCUGAUAGAUUAUGCCAAGGACCUCCUCCAAAAGAGAGCAAUAAAGAAAGUGGGAUGUUAAAAAUUUCAGGGACGUCUGUUCAGUGUCCCCAAGAAUGACUCGGCCAAAAGAAGAGUGAUUCUGGACUUAUCCCGUCUCAACUUACACAUUCGCUGCGACAAAUUCCGCAUGCUGACUACCUCACAGGUUCGGACCUUACUUCCCUGUGGGGCCGUCACCACCUCUAUCGAUCUUACAGAUGCCUACUAUCACGUCCUGAUAGCAAGGAACUUCUCCCCGUACGUAGGGUUCAAACUAGGGAAACAGGCUUACUCAUUCAGAGUCAUGCCGUUCGGGCUCAACAUUGCGCCCAGAAUAUUUACCAAAUUGGGAGAGACGAUAGUACAAGUUCUCAGAAAGAGAAGCAUUCUGUUGGUAGCUUACCUAGACGACUGGCUCAUUUGGGCAACCAGUGUCGAGGAAUGCCGCAGAUCAACAUACAAGGUGAUACAGUUUCUGGAAUCACUAGGAUUCCAGAUAAACAGGGAGAAAUCCAGGCUCACCCCAGCGUCUCGUUUUCAGUGGCUGGGAAUCCAAUGGGACCUGAACAGACACGAGCUAUCUCUUCCAACCAAGAAGGCAAAAGAGAUAGCAGAAGCCACAAAGCGUUUCUUAAAGAACAAGAAAGCUUCUUGGCGAGCCCAAGAAAGGAUUCUAGGUUCUCUACAGUUCGCGUCCGUGACGGACGUCCUGCUAAAGGCCAGGUUGAAGGAUAUCAAUCGGGUCUGGAGAUCAAGAGCCAAUACCAGACUCAGAAACAGGUCUUCGGCGAUUCCGCCUAUUCUGACGAAGAGGCUUCGUCCUUGGACGGAUCACCGGAACCUGUCCAAGUCAGUACCUCUUCAGUUCCCUCCCCCGUCUUUAACUGUCCACACGGAUGCAUCCCUAAGUGGAUGGGGAGGAUAUUCUCACCACAGAAAGGUACAAGGAACAUGGUCGGUGACAUUCUGCCAGUUUCAUAUCAAUGUCCUGGAGGCAAUGGCAGUGUUCUUGACCCUGAAACGUCUGUCUCCGGCCAAGAAGAAUCAUAUAAGACUGGUCUCGGACAGUCUAGUAGUAGUACACUGCAUAAACAGGAGGCUCCAGGUCAAGCAAGUUGAAUCAUGUUCUUCUUGCAAUUUUCUUUCUGGCAGAAAAGAACCAAUGGCACCUAUCUGCAGUUCACCUAGCAGGAGUCAGGAAUGUCGUUGCAGAUUCACUGUCCAGGACAACUCCGUUGCAGUCGGAGUGAUCACUGGACAUAGAUUCCUUCCGGUGGAAUGGCAAACAAAUCCCGGGCCUUCAAGUAGACCUUUUUGCCACGGAAGCCAAUCACAAACUACCCUGCUACGUGGCUCCCAAUCUAGACCCACUAGCAUUCGCCAAAGACGCGAUGUCCGUAGAAUGGAACAACUGGCAGAAAAUCUACCUAUUUCCACCAGUGAAUCUUCUGAUGAAGGUCUUACACAAACUGAGAACCUUCACAGGCCAAAUAGCCCUAGUAGCACCCGACUGGCCAAAGAGCAACUGGUAUCCACUUCUUCUAGAACUGAAUCUCAGGCCCAAACGGAUCCCCCAUCCGAAAUUGACGCAGGUAGUACAAACUCGGACUGUGUCAGCUUCCUCAGGAAUUCUGAGUGCCCUAACUUUAUGGAUUUCAUGAAGUUUGCAGCUCAGAAAGAUGCAAGCAUUGAUCCUUUAAAUAUCCUAUUUAUUGAAUCAGACAAGAGGGAUUCAACAGUCAGACAAUACGAUUCAGCAGUUGAGAAAUUAGCUAACUUUCUGAAGGACUCACAUGCUCACGAGAUGACCACAAAUUUGGCCUUCUCAUUUUUUAGGUCUCUCUUUGAGAAGGGUCUAGCUGCCAGUACCAUUACUACAGUAAAAUCAGCAUUACGAAAGAUUUUCCAGGUAGGCUUUAAUAUUAAUCUAUCAGACACAUACUUCUCCUCGAUUCCUUGAGCAUACGCCCGCUUGAGACCAGCAGAUCGCCCCCAGUCGGUCUCCUGGUUCCUGAAUGAUGUCCUUAGACUUGCCUCGGACUCUAACAAUGAGACGUGCCCAUACCUAACCCUUCUUAGGAAGACAUUAUUUUUAAUGGCUUUAGCCUCAGGAGCUAGGAUAUCUGAACUCUCGGCUCUCUCUAGGAAUCCAGGUCAUAUUGAAUUCCUCCCAUCAGGUGAGGUCCUGUUAUCACCCAAUCGACAAUUUCUGGCUAAAAACGAGGACCAACAGAACAGGUGGACUCCUUGGAAAAUUCUCCCCCUUAUGCAGGACACAUCAUUGUGUCCAGUUAAUACAUUAAAAUCCUUCCUAACCAGAACUUCUCGAAAGGUUUCAGGCCCUCUGUUUAUUAGGGAGAAAGGUGGAACAAUCUCUCUGAAAGGUAUUAGGCAGCAAGUACUUUACUUUAUUAAACAAGCUAACCCAGAUUCAAUCCCACAUGUCCAUGACAUCCGGGCAGUAGCCACCUCUAUUAACUAUUUUCAAAAUAUGAACUUUGAAGACCUAAAGAAGUAUAUGGGUUGGAAAUCUCCAGCAGUAUUUAAACGCCACUAUCUCAAAAAUAUAGAGGCCCUUAAAUUCCCAACAGUGGCAGCUGGAAGUAUAGUUUCCCCAGAAUAAUUGUGCCUUAGAAACUUCCUUCUAACCCUUCUAUUUCCUUUUCCCUAAUACUCUCCUUCCUGCCUGACUCGCUCGUAUUCCCCACCAACCUACCUCUUCCGGGCUGGGCUGGCCCUGGGCCAUCCCGUCCUCGGAACUUAUGUAUAUAUUAGUCUGAUAUUCAUUAUAUACCCAUAACUUUUAUGUCCAGUCUGUACAUGUUCAUCCAGGUUACUUUACGUACCAUGUGUACCUUAGUAUUACCAGUCUGUAUAUAUUACUCCUAAGUCGUAGUUUAAGCCAUACUUUAAGUGGUAUAUAAGUUUAUUUCUACAUUAAGUUUAGUCAUUAAA